UAGGGCUUUCUGUUAUUUGUUGAACUCCAGAACGUCAUCGUCGUCUUGUUACCUGUAAGUUUCUGUUCGAGAAAACAAAGGAAAAGGAGAGGAAAAAGCAUGGGAGGAAUGGAUCACGGCCACGGCGAAGAUUUCAGGACGAAGGUGUGGAGCAUGACUGGAGGCCCAAAUUGCAGGCCCAAACACUGGAAGCGCAACACUGCCAUUGCCAUGUUCGGCGUCUUUCUCAUUUGCAUCCCAAUCGCUAUGAAAUCUGCCGAGCUCGAGCAACGGCCUCAUCAUCCGGUUCGGCCAAUUCCUUCACAGCUCUGGUGCAAGAAUUUUGGAAAUAAGGAAUACUGAUUUCUCUGCUGCUGUGUGAUAAAAUAUGGUUUGCUGUCAGGCCAAGAACCAUCUUCUUCUCCGCCUGUGAAAAUGUGUGGGUUUCAUGGAUACAUUUUACUUGUAAUAAUAGAUGGUUUCUAGAACAGCACACCCAUAGGUGAUCAUCAUAUCAAAUUGAAGUUGUUCUGUUGGAGAUGAGGGAGUUGCCCUGUAAGUCCUAAAGCUUUUGGGUCAGUUGGUGUUCCAAUUUUUUUUUUUUCCUCUCUCUACAACUUGAAUUUCAAAUAAUGUUGGGAAAACUUUAGCCUUUCCUUGUAUUAUUUUGAACAUUUUAAAUGGAGACUUAAAUAUUCAAUGAUCCUAGGUUGUGGCUGCA
This is a messenger RNA of Vitis riparia (riverbank grape), 700 nucleotides long. RefSeq lists its product as uncharacterized. The transcript has 2 exons. Bases 100 to 342 code for a protein of 80 amino acids. The record is from RefSeq and is a predicted model, not a curated record. Lineage: Eukaryota; Viridiplantae; Streptophyta; Magnoliopsida; Vitales; Vitaceae.